Molecule: messenger RNA, 966 nt
Organism: Arctia plantaginis
Lineage: Eukaryota; Metazoa; Arthropoda; Insecta; Lepidoptera; Erebidae
Source: the annotation of a GenBank genome assembly
AUGACGAGCUUGUUGCAAUUGUUGCAGGGCUACAAUGGUGUGUGCGUGUGCGGGGCAGCGGGGGGCGGGCGCGGCGAGCCGGCGCGCAUGGCGGCGCCAAUGAGGGAGGGCGCGCCGGCCGGCGGAGCUCGCCCCGCGCCCCACGCGCAUCCCGCCAAUUUCGAGUACGAUGACAACGAGUGGGACAUCGGCAUCGGCGACCUUAUCAUAGACCUCGAUGCCGACAUAGAGAAGACGGACGAGGCGGGCGGCAUGGCGGCGCGCGCCGAACCUGACGCGCAGCGCACCGCGCUCAAGAUGAAGAUCAAGCGCACCAAGCCCGGCACCAAGAGCUCCGAGGCCAAGCACGAGAUCGUCAAGUCGAACGAGAUGAACGGAGAGCCGAAGCCGUCGGUGCCCGCGGUGACCGCGCCGCCCGCCGCAGCCAAGCGGGGAUCGGGAGGGCACCGGAGAGACAAAGCGCGGGAUAAGCACCACCAUCCGCACCCGCCUCACGAUGUGAACGGCGUGGCACGAGUGCCACCGCCACCUAAUGCGCCGGGUCCGCCCGCGCCGCAGCCGCCUGUUCCGAUGCCCACCGCAUUGGCAGCACCGCCUGCGCCUCCUAAACCUGAACAGCGACCGGCGACUGCGCCGCGUCUUGACCCUAAACCCCCUGCAUCUGCGGCGCCUGCGCCCACGACUCCCGCGCCUGCGCCUACGCCCUCGCCCACGCCCCCGCUGCACACGCAACAUACGCAGCACACCCCAAGUACACCUACCAAACCGGAGCCUGACGACUCGCGGCAAGAAACGCACUCGUCGCAGCCUCCUGCCAAGAAAGUAAAAGCAGAUCUCAAGAUGAAUGGAACUAGAGAAGAAGUAAGAAAUGAUAUUACCAAUUGCACUACAGAAUCUGACAUCAAAAAUGUUUCAGAUAAUGGCCCUUCAGUAAUAAAUUUAAAGUUAUGUGGUGGAAAUGGAUGA